GAAAAGGCGGUUUUGUGAUGGAAGUGGCGGUGCAGGCGUGUGAGCUCACAGUGUGCGUUUGUUUCCAUUUAAUAUGCGACAUGUGCCCGUCUUCGCUCUCAUAGCUAUCCCAUCUCUCGGUGUGGGCUUCCGGGUACCGGCACUCACGGCAGCGACCGCCUGACGGAUCUGAUUUGAUCAAGGCCGACGCCCAGCUGCCCUUGACGCGCCCAUUUGCACUGACGAGGGGACGCGUGCGUCCUCACAUCAGCCGAUUCCUGGACGGAAACGGGACACUGCGGAGGACCGAUGCGAAGUGCUCUCUAGGUGGGCAGGGAGGGGGGAGGGACGCAAUCCCAGCACCACUGGCCUUGAACAGACAGCAAAGAGGCCAUUCUCUGCCGUGGUGGCCAUUGCAAAGCCUACUCAUUGUCUGUCGGUGUGUCCUGCCUGCAGGAUGUGCGACACUGUCCGUAACAAUCCUCUAGCAUCAUCCCUUAUCCGUGCCGCCUGAGAGCCACUUACCCACCCGAGAUCGGACCAACCACGGAGGAAGGCGCCAGGAGGGACCUCUGCCCUUCUUCUAUCUAGUACUUGCUUACUUAGCGGGCAGCGAGCGGCCCCACGCCAGCUGUCAAUUUUCUCUUCCCCUUCCCUCGGGCGCGACACGACAUCAAGCUCUUGGUGUCGUAUUGAUCCCGAGUAGGCAAAGGACGGGUCGCACCACAGGGAGGCACAGCAGAGAGGAUGCUGCUGAGCUGAGGUUGGUUUGUCUGUCUGUUGGUGUCUGUCGUUGCCCUGUGUGUCUCAGGUGCAUCCGUGCAUCCGUGUGUCUUGCUUCCGCAUUGUGCCUACUGCGGUGCCCCUCUUCGGCCUGCCCGCAGCAUCGCUUUGCUUGAGUCACCCCCAUAAGUCAAUAGCCAUGGGCCUCAUAGACAUGGCCUACUCGACAUACGACACCGCCGACGCACCUGCGCCGCCCCAGGACCCCACCCCCGCCCCCGCCCCAGCCCCCUCCAUCCCCCCGAUGCACAACACCUCUGACACGUCCGGCAGCAGCAGCAGCAGCAGCUGGGUUCCACUGCUCAAGGCCAUCGCCAAGGAGUCCAUCGAGAUGUACUGGAUCGAGUUCGUCCUCUUCGCCGUCUUCCUCUGCGGCCUCAUCAUCUUCCAGUCUCGUAAGGGCCCGCGGCGCAAGGGACCUACCCCCAGACCCACCGGCAAGGCCAAGGACAGCAAGCAGGGCCAGAGGAGUGCCGCAGGCCCCCCCACCAGCCACCACUCCGUCACGACAUCGCAGCCCGUGGCUUCUGCUUCUUCUCAGUACGGCCGGGGGAGCAGCAACAGCGGCAGCGGCAGCACGCAGGCGACCCGUUCGUCUCAGUCUCAGCGGAAGCAGCACAAGAAGAAGGACCGCAACUUGCCGCCAUCGCAACACACAUCCCCCGCCAACUCGGCUAGGGGAUCGCCCGCUGAGCCCACGGUCAAGCCAUCACAACAACACCAGCAGCAGCAGCAGCAGGGCAAAGACAACAGGGGGACAGAGGAGACCAUGGUGGACCGCAAGGGAGGGGGGGAGAGGGACAGGGAGAGGGAGAGGGAGAGGGGCGGCCGGACCCCCUCACUGCCGUCCACCUCGCCGAGCCUCAACCAAAGUGCGGCUGCAUCGUCGCAGACGGUCGCCGCCACGGCUGAAAAGGCCACCUCGCCCAUGCUGCCCUCCAUCACGCAGACACACGGCCACGGCGGUGCCUCACUCGAGUCGACGCCAUCCUCCAAGAGUGCCAGCGGCGUCUCCCACACACGCGAUGCCGACGACAACGGAGCCUCCCCCACCUUCUCUAAGGCCACCACGGAGGAGCAGCCCAGCCCGACACUCACCAUCCUGCGGUCCUACCACCAGCAUCACCAGCAGCAUCAGCAGCAGCAGCAGUUGAUCACGCCCGACUUGACCCCGCUUGCCUACGGCCACAAUGCCAAGGCUGCUGUGUGCGGCAUGAAAGAGGAGGAGCCCCCCAAGGCACCGGCAAAUGACACGCUGCCCCACCUGCCCAUGCACCAGCCCAUCCACGUCAGCACCGUCAAGCCCAAGGGGCAGGCCCCACCUCCCCCGCCCGGCCUCACGGCACCCCCAGGCAUGACACCCAACCCUAAUACGAGCAGCCAGGCGGCCGCACCUGCUGGGCUCCGGUGCAAAGCCGCUCCGUGGGCCGCGGCUGCCGGUGCACCCACCGAGCAGAGCGAGAGGGCGCCUGAGACACAGCCGACCACCGAGUUCCCGCCCCUUGCAGCGGCGCUCUCCACCCACGACCAGCCGGUGCAUGGUCCAUCCCAGCACUCUGGUGCGACUUCGAGCAGCACGUCAGGUAGGACUGGUCGUGGCGAGCGGCGGGAGGGGCCGACGGGCAAGUUCACGCUCAACAUCAACCUCAUGAGGGGGGAGACACCCAGCGUCACCAUCACCCCCAACGCAAAGGAUGUCAGCACCAAGUCAGCCAAGGCCAACAGCCCCACACACACACACGCCCCUGUAGCCGACAGCCACGCCACCAACGGCACCCCUUUACCAUCGCCGUCUCAGCCUGUGAUCCCGACCAUCAUGCAGCGUCCCCAGCGGCAGCUGUCACCCACCCCGGGCCUGGAGGGGCAGAGCGGCACGUUCGACGAGUGUGUGGAGGCCAUCGACAGCCAGGCCAAGGAGGGCAAGUGGGAGGGAGUCAUCGAGGCAUUCUACCGCCUGCGGCAGACGGAGAAGUUCCAUCUCACCUCUUCCGCACUCACACAGCUUCAGAGGGGCACAACGCGCGGCUCCCAGACGUGUGUCAUCGACUCCGCCCGGAUCGCCCUCCUCGCACAGGCCAUCCUGAAGUGCUUGUCAUCGUCAGGCGGCUUGUCUGGGAAGCUGCCGGCCCUCAACCGACACGACACCACCACAGGCGGCGCGAAAGAGGGGGACAGCGACAGCACGGCCAAGGACAACAAGACCGACGAGAAGGGAGGGGGUGAGGAGAAGAAGGCCGAUCCCGACCACCCCGCCCCCAGACCCUCCCAGGAGCACCCCGACAUCCAGCUCAUCGACGGCCUGCUUUUCGACUACAUCCGGCGGCACACGGCGUGCAUGAACUGCGAGUACCUCAACGCAGUGCUGGGGGUCAUCGCACGGGACGGCGACAUUUUCCUGAUAGAGAUGGUGGCCGAGGGGUUCGCCUCGCUGGGCGUGCGACCGAACGGGGCGUCGAAUGCCCUGGUGCUGUCGGGUUACGCGAGGGCCAACAUUGGCGGCGAGAAGGUGGCGGUAGCUCUGCAGAAGGUGCAGGGGGUGGAUGGCAAGGGGGAGGGGGAGACGGCGGGGGGUGGGGGAGUGGGUGGGGUGCAUCCGCGGUAUCUGCUCACUCUGCUCAACCGGGCCGUCCUCGACAAGAACCUGGGCGACGCCAUGCGAUACUGUAGUCUCAUGAAUCGGGUGGGUGGGGCGGGGUGGGGUGGGAGACACGGGGGGGAAACCGAUAUCGACCGCACACUGUGUGUGGCUGUGCCGCGUGUGUUUGUGUCCUGAUAUCCAUCAGGGCCAGCAUCUUGUGCCGUCUCCGUUGCUGGCGCAGUUUGUGCGUCUGGUGUGGGAGGAGAGGCGUGUGGAGCAGCUGAUCAACGAGAUCGCAGCCGGGGAGUUCUGCUCUUGUGAGCCCAUCAACACGUUCCUCGAGCAGGCCACCAAAGCCGGCAGUCUCACCCCGCCCCCUCCACCGCCCCCACCCCCAUCAGCAGGAGAUCAAGAGCACCAGAACGGACACCAGAACGGCCUCAGCCCACCACAGGUCAGCCAGCUGGUCAGACACUUAGACGCACGCACCUGCCAUUCUAUUGGUGUUUGUUAUGUGUUGCUUGUGUCAGACGCCCCACUCGCAGCCCCCGCCACCGCCCCCCAUUCCCCCUUUGCCGACCAUCCCAGGCCUGGAGGGCGUCGACCUGACGCUAGUGUCCCGUAUGGACCAGACGUCCCGCAAGGGCGGCAUACCGCUGCUGUACUCAGCAUAUGACGCACUCAUCAAGGCAAGCAAGAGGCAGAACUAAGCACAUUUAAAAGGGGCAGGGCGGGAGGAGACCUCUUCACUCAGUGUGUAUGGUGUGGCGUGCUGUGCAGUCGUAUGCGCAGACUGGCAACCCGCAGGCCAUCGAGCUGUUCGAGGAGAUGCAGAGGCAAGGGUGAGUGGAGAAAGAGGGAGGGGCGACAGACAGACACCAUCUGCAGAAUAUGACCGACCUGAUGGAUGCAUUCAUUCAUGUUGUCUCCCUCCCUCAUCAAUCAGUUUCCGCAUCUCCGAGGCCACGUGUGCGGCGGUGUUGGGGCGGUGUGCGGAGUCGCAGUAUCUGCAGUUCGCUGAGAAGAUCGUAUCCUACUACAGGUGAGUGGAGUGCACUCACCUGGGGGGGAAGAAUUCGAUCCAUUCAGCCACUCAAUCACUCACUCAGGAACUCACUCGCAUACCAUUUCCUGUCUGUCUGUCUGUCUGUCUUCUGAUGUGAUGUGUGUGUCGUAGGGGUCACAACCAGGGCAAGCUGACGCCGCAGAUCUACACCGUACUGGUGCAGGUGUAUGCCGCGGCCGGCCUCUUCGACAGAGCAUGCGACACAUACGACCAGAUCAAAAAGGUCAGCAGCAUCACACCACACACAACUGACAAGACGAGACACUCACCAGACCUCAUUGCUCUCCUGUUGUGUGUGUGUGUGUGUGUGUGUGUGUGUGUCAUGAAGGAGGGCAUGGAACCCACGUCUGAGAUGCUGCAGAGCCUGACCAAGUUUGCCAUCGAGUGCGGCCGCAUAGAGUUCACCAAAGCCCUGUUCAAAAAGUCAGCCGCACACACACACCAAACCAAACCAAGCCCCCCUAUCCCUCCAACCAACCAACUAUUCCUCUCUCUGUGUGUUUACCCACCCCUCCCUGUAGGUGUCAGCCCGACAUCAGCAGCUACAUGAACCUCAUCCGCGUGUGUGGCCGCGAGCGCAACGUGUCCGAGGCCCUGGGCGUGCUGGCCUCCCUCGAGCGGGACCCCAACGUGGAGGCCGACGCGGGUGCCUACAACAGCGUCCUCGACGUCUGUCUGACGCACAAGGACCGGGACCAGGCCGAGAAGCUGUUCGACCGGAUGAAGCGGGGGGGCAAGGUGGACAUUGUGAGCUACAACACCAUGCUCAAGGGGUACGCCGGCAUGUGCCAGCUGGAGGCCGCAGAGCGAAUGCUCGAGGCCAUGCAGGGCGACGGAUACACACCCGAUGAGGUAGGUCAGCUGGGAGCACCGCAGGGAGGGAGGCGGAGGAGGGCGGGAGUGGCAAGGAAUAUAUUGGUUGCGUCCAUCGUCCAUUUGUCUAAUGAUGGUUGUGUUGCAGGUGUCGUACAAUUCGAUCAUCAAUGCGGCGGUGUCGAGCGGCAAUGUGGACAAGGCAUGGGCCUGGAUCGACUACAUGAAACACAACAACAUACAAGUAAGAUAAGCAUCAGACAGACAAGCAUCAUGCUAAGUCGACGCCACGCCCGUGUCUCUCUCUCCCUCUCGUCUCUCGUGUCUGUCUGUCUGUCUGCAUCGAUCGCAUCAGGUUGACCGGUACACGUGUUCCAUCAUGAUCAAGAACCUCCGACCCACCUCAUCGCGCGACGAUGUCGGACGGACACUCCAACUCAUGGACAAUGUAACCCAUGUACACAAACCAACACACAACAACACAACACAACACACGUGGCCUCUCUCUCUCUCUCUCCCCUGUGUCUGUGUGUGUGUGUGUGUGUGUGUGUCAGAUUGACGUGUGUCAGGACACAGUGCUGUUCAGCACGAUAGUUGACGCCUGUGCGCGUCUGAAGGACACCCGUCGGCUGACGAUCGCCCUGGACCAGUUCAAGCAGUCGGGGCUGCGGCCCAACGUGCACGCCUACGGCACACUCAUCAAGGCGUACGGACGAUGCAAGCGACUCGACGAGGUGAGACGACGGACGGACGGACGGACGGACGCGCAGACAGAGACAUGUGUCCGUCCAUGUGUGUGUGUGUGUAGGCGUGGGCGUUGUGGCGUGAGAUGACGACGGAGCGUAAGUUGGAGCCCAACAACUACACCUUCGGCUGCAUGUUCGACACGCUCGUGUCCAACCAGUGCGUCGAACAAGCCAUGGACCUCUUCCAAAAGUAACCAACCGAUACACCACACCAUACCAGCCCGGCCCACACAGAUAUCCCUCCCUCGCACCGAGGCAAACAAGGCACACGUGAUGUGAUGCAUUCAUUAUUUUGUCGAUCAGGUUGGUGGGCAGUGGCGUGACGCCCAACACGGUGCAGUACUCGAUUCUGAUCAAGGGCUUCGCACAGAACAAGCAGAUCGACAAGGCACUGCAGCUGUAUAGAGACAUGCAGGAGAAAGGCGUCCCCUGCAACGAGGUGAGGUGGGGGACGUGACCAACCACCCAUCCCAUCCCAUCCACACAGACAGACCACAACACCCGCACACCCGACCCGCACACACGACACGCAUAACAUGCCUCUCUCUGUGUGGUCGUGACACGACGGGUGUGUGUGACAUGUCUUUAGGUGACGUACAACACGUUGAUCCACGCGUGCACGUCUGUGUCUGACAUGCGGCAAGCGGUGGACAUCCUGGAGGACAUGAACGCCUCACGGGAGCACCCCCCCGACCUCAUCACCUACUCCACCAUGAUCAAGGGCUUCUGCGCGCAGGGCAACCUGGAGGCGGGCCUCGAGCUCUUCGAGUCCAUGCGGGGCCGCGGCAUACAGCCGGACACCAUCGUAUACAACACACUGCUGGAAGGUGCACAUGGACAGACACACACGCACGCACACACACACACACACAGAGAGAGAGAGGGGGAGAGAGAGAGAGACGGAAAGGCUAUAUGUGUGUGUGUGUGUGUGUGUGUGUGUUGUCGACCAGGGUGUGCCCGUCGGUACAAUCUGCAGAUGACGGAGCAGCUGCUGGAAGACAUGAUCCAGUCGGGAGUGGCCCCCACCUCAUUCACACUCACCAUACUGGUAUGUAUGGUUGGUGCGUCAGUGCGUGCAGUUAAUGCAUUGGUCCUCACACCCAGUGGCCCCCACACAUAUAAUGACUGCCUUGUGCGUCUGUAUGUGUGUAUGUGUGAUAGGUGAAGCUGUACGGUCGCGCCAAGCAGUUGGACAAGGCCCUGAGCCUGGUGACAGAGUUGCCCCGCCGCUUCAGCUUCGAGCUCGACGCGUACGUCUACACCGCACUCAUGGCUGCAUGUAUCGCCAACCAACGACUGCCACUCGCUAUCGAAGUGUUCGAAACGGUCAGACACACCACCCAUCCCUCCACACACACACACCCGCCCGCCCACACCAGACCAGACCCACACACAUCUCUGCUGAAACAUCUGUGCAGAUGUUGCGCAAGGGUCUGCGUCCCAACGCCCGCACCUUCGGCACCAUCAUAGUGGGGUGUCUCAAGGGCGGCUCGGCCCAGCCAUCCUUCCUCCGACACAACACGCCCGACGGCGAUUCCCCGUCGUCACCUGGGGGUGGCGGUGUGGCCAACCCCAAGGAUAGUUACGCGACCAACCCCAACGACAGCCACAAGUACAUGAUGAAGGCCAUCGAAUUCGCCGAGUCGGCCAUCAACGACGGGCUGAGGCUCGAGGCCUCCGUGCUGGAGGCCUGUAUCAAGGCCAUCAUGGAGCUGCCACACGAUCAGCAAGAAGGUCAGGGACGGAGGGAGAGAAAGAGAGACCUACAUUGCUGUAUGAAUGUGUCCACAUAACAUACAUCCUUCCUUCCUUUUGUGUGUUGUGUGCUGUGCAGAGUUCGGUGGCCAGAUGCUGGUGGACAAGCUGACGUACGCUGCGGCCCAGAGUGCGGCAUUUCCGUCCCCCGACAUGGACAGCCGCCGCCGCCACCACUCGGGCAGCCCCGACCGGCACACCAAUGGCAGGGGGGGCGGAGCCGGCAAUCCAUGGCAGCACAACACCAUGCCCGGCUUCGGCAGCAGGCUCCGCCCACAGGGCCCCACCAACAUGUUCGACUCCACCGGCAUGCACGACCAGGCCGCCAUGGGAUUCGACAGCUACGGUGGCCCCCAGCACCCGGGCAACACCGGUUUCGGCAGCCUGUGGGGCGGUGGUCGCGGCCGUGGUCUCCAUCAGCAGAUGAUGGACCCCCAGCAGAUGAUGGGCGGGCCGAGUCCGGCUAUCGUGAUGCGAGGCAGGGGCGGCGGGCCGUUCCAGCACAUCAGCAAUGGGGGAGGGCCCAGGCCGCAGCCGGGACGGUUCGGCGGGUUCGGGAUUGCUGAUGGAGGAGGUGGGGGGUACGGCGGUGGUGGAAUGGGCGGCGGUAUGGGCGGCGGUGGUGGGUACGACAUGGGCAUGGGCAACGGGUACGGCUGCUUCCAGGGCCAGGCACACGCACCCAUGGUCGACAUGGCCUCAUGGGGCAACGAGUACUACGGCGGCCAUGCCGACAACAGCUGGGCCAUGAUGGGCGGCGGCGGGUUCGACCAGUGGAGCAACACCUGCCCCAUGCAGCAGGACAACACGGCCGGCGCAGCGGUGGGCGGCAACCUGUCGGCUCAGGACAUGAGACGCCGCAGGUUCUGACGCACUCACACACGUACGCACACAUACACCGUACAUAGAAAGAUAGAAAGACGGGGAGGGAAAGGGGCAACAUCACAUCACAUCACACCGAAUGUCCAUACUUAUCUGCAUGGCUCUGGCUGGCUGGCUGGCUGGGGUGGCUGUACGUUGGUUGAUUUGGGAGGGCGAGCGAGACGAGAAUCAAAGGCUGGAUGUCACUCCCACCAUGCACCAAGUUAAGUUAGAGCGUUGGCUGAUUUCAGGCGGGCUGACAAGAGAAAUGCGCCUGCCCCGCCUGUGUGUGACACCUACUUACUGCCUCACGAAUUCAUGCAACCAGCGGCUGGAAUGCAUGUGUGGGGCAAAUUGGAUGGAUGGAUGGAUGGAUGGGUGCGAGCGACGAGUUGUUGACUGCGAGAUGACCUGACCCCCACCUAUGGGACUGUAUAUUCCACACAGGAUUAGAUACAUACCUUCACACGCGCAUUCAUCUUCCUUGCCUGCGAUGGACCGACUGCCUUCUCGCCCGCCCCUGUGUGCGUGUCCCUGCCUGCCUGCCUGUCUGUCUGUCUGUCUGUCUGUCUGUCUGGCCGAGUUGAGGUGUCUGUCGUGUCUGUCAUGGGUGGGCGUAAUUCGGUCAGAGGGGAGACGGACGGCAGCCAAUUAAUGAGAGAGAGCGGAAGAGAGAGAGAAGGAAGGUAGGUAAGGCAAUGGAGAACUUUGAUUGACGGAAAGACUUAAGGAUUCAUUCGUACAUACGAUGGAUGCCUCGAUCAAUGAACCAACUGAUGGACUGACUCAUGGUCGGACAUCUGGCUAGCUACAGAAACUAAUCAACCAAUGGAUGGCC
This is a messenger RNA of Vitrella brassicaformis, 9419 nucleotides long. The record is from the annotation of a GenBank genome assembly. NCBI's taxonomy places the organism in Eukaryota, Vitrellaceae.